UCGGCCCAUCACUACAUGUGGUGUGAUUCUUGAUGAAGACAUAUGAAUUCUUGCGAAAUUAAGAAUUCUGCCUCCGGUUUUCUAUCAGCUAUGGGAAUUCCUGCUUUUCUAAAACCAUAUGUAAAAUGGGAUUAUUUAGGACGGGAAGAGCUGGCAGGAUUUGAUCGCUAUAAGUAUAAGUCACUUGAUACUUCGCCCAUUUCCAACUACUUAACACAUCCCUUUUGGAAUCGUGUCGUUAAGUUUUUUCCCUUAUGGUUUGCUCCAAAUCUUAUGACAUUCAUUGGGUGGUUAUUUCUAGUGUCUGUUUACCUUGUCACAUAUUACUAUGAUCCACACUUCAAGGCUGGCUUAGGAAAACAUACUGGAUAUCACAUACCACCAAACUGGUGGAUUUAUUUUGCUUUAGCACAGUUUUUAGCACAUACUUUAGAUGGUAUUGAUGGAAAGCAAGCCCGUCGCACCAAUAGUAGUACUCCCCUGGGUGAGCUCUUUGACCAUGGAUUAGACAGUUCUGCUGUAUGGUUGAUAACUAUUGGUCUGUUUUCUGUCUUUGGUCAUGGGAAAGGAUGUGUAACAGUGUGGGAAUUCUACGCUAUUUAUCUCAUCUGUUUGCUGGGUUUUUUCCUUGCUCAUUGGGAGAAAUACAACACUGGCGUGUUGAACUUGCCUUGGGCUUAUGAUGGCAGUCAGUUGUCAAUUACUGGAGUUUACUUGCUGACUUAUGCCUUUGGUACUGAAUUUUGGAAAUCUGAGAUGGCAUAUUUAGGAAUCAAGUAUACAGAUGGUUUUAGGAUUAUUGUAUAUGGGUCUUGUAUCUUUUUAACUACUCCAAUGUGCUUAUAUUCUGUGUAUAUAGCCCAUAAGAACAAUUCUGGUCGUGGUAUAUCAGUGACGGAAGGCUUGAUGCCAUUCUGCCCAUUGGUUUUAUGUGUUGGCUUGUUCACUGUUUGGGGUUUGAUCUCACCGUCUGAUAUAUUAAAUGGUCAUUCUAAACUAUUUGUCACUGCUGUUGGUAUCGUCUAUUCUAACAUAACAUGUCGUCUUAUUGUCAGCACCAUGUGUUAUCAGCAGUGUGAGCGAUUUAACCAUUUGUUGUAUCCGCUGAUAGUAUUGGUUUUACUGGUGCCUUUCUUGCAUGAUGGUGCAGAAUAUGUUGCCUUAGCUUUUUAUACUGUCAUAGUUGCUGUAGCUCAUCUUCACUAUGGUAUAUCAGUGGUAAAUGAGUUGUGUGAUCAUCUUAAAAUUAAAUGUUUUUCAUUGAAGAAACCUUAAUGUGAAUGAAUCAACCAGUUAAAUAAUGAAUUAAUCUCAAAUGUUUCCUUGUACUUGGGAGAAAUGAUUCCGGUACAAUGGUGUAAUAAUCACAAAACUGGUUUAGGCUAAGUAUGGCAUGGAAAAUUAUGCAGUUGGAGUUGACUGAUAACAGCUUUUAAGGUUUUGGUAAUUAUUCAUGCCAUAUGAUAAGUAGAAUAUGUUUGCAUUUGUAAUUAUUUCAGUAGUUAUUCCUUCAAAAGUAAAUAAUUGGCAGUGUGCAGUGAUGCCAUUUUGUGCAACAAGGCAUGAUAGGAGUUGUAGUCCUCACACUAUUUGAUAUCCCCUAAAACAGUCCUAAAGAAAAAUAAACAGAUUUGAGUGAGAUUUAAUUUUUAGGGCCUGUGCAAAGUGUGAGUGAGUGUCAAUUUGACUACAACUCCCAUCAUGCUUUAUUGCCUAUUUUAUCCCUCAAUGAAUUGCACUUUUGAAUGAAAUAUGUUAAAUGGCUACCAGCUCAUGCUCAGGACAUGGAGAAUUGAUGGAUAGCCCUUGUCCAAUUAUUACACAAUAUUAUAUUUAAAUAAAUUAUACAGUGCUGAUUAUUGGUCAAAAUAUUUAGCUAUUGAGGAUAUAAAAAGAACGUAAAUCUUGUUUUUAAUGAUUUGGUUGUCGGUUCAUGCCAUUUGAAUAUAUCCCUGUUGUCAUGGCAAAGGUACAAAAAAUAGACAAAUAGGUAAAUAUGUUUUGUUUUGUUUUUGUUUUUUAACUUUAGAACUUUAAUUCAACAAAGUGAGAACGAGUUUCAGUUCAAUAUUUUGAUAUGUUCAUCAUAACUGAAAGUGUGAUCUAGCUUUUCAAAAGCAUUUUAAUUGAAAUUGUGAAUUUCCACAACAUUGAUUGUAUCUUCAUUUUGUAUGAAAAUUAGGAAUUACUUUAAAUAUUCUAAAUAUUGAAUGAUCAACUCAAAAUCUUUAAAUGUAUAUAGUUAUCAAGUGUGUAGAAAGGAAACAAAGGGACUCGUGACAUACUAUAACUAUUGGAUCUGAUACCUAAGUUUAUUUCUAAGUAAUAAUUACAUGUAGAUAACAUGGUUUCUAUAUUUCUUUUUGUACAAAGUCCUUUUUCCUUAUAUUUUGUGAAGAAAGAUGCCAAAACACCUGCAUUUCCUUAUGAAAUAUAAGAUUUGUUUAAUUAGUCAUCUAAAUUUGACUGGCUGUAAGGUAAAGCACUGAAAGGUCAAAAUCCUUUUUUCUGCAGAUCACAUGAAGAUCAUCACCUAUUUUUACUCUGUGAACAGAUCUACUUUUCUCACUCGCCUCACAUUCCGGUGAGGGAGACAAGUUGGUCUGUUCAUAAAAAGCUUAGUUGCAGCCAAUCAAAUACACCACUGUUAGCUUCUAUUUAAUUAUAUUGUUCUUGGUUUCUCUUCAGCAUUUCUCAAUAAAUGUCAUUGUACAGG
Molecule: messenger RNA, 2716 nt
Organism: Exaiptasia diaphana
Lineage: Eukaryota; Metazoa; Cnidaria; Anthozoa; Actiniaria; Aiptasiidae
Product: ethanolaminephosphotransferase 1
Exons: 9
Coding region: 43-1275 (410 amino acids)
Biological process (GO): phosphatidylethanolamine biosynthetic process
Cellular component (GO): endoplasmic reticulum membrane; Golgi apparatus
Molecular function (GO): ethanolaminephosphotransferase activity
Source: RefSeq, a predicted model, not a curated record